UUUCACUUACGCCAUUCCAAGAGAGAGCAAAAAGACCAGAAAACCGAUUCUCCUUCUUCUUCGUCUUCGUCUUCUCUCCACAAUAUCCAGUCGAAUCAUCCAAAACAAUGCAAAUAAAGGAAAAAAAAAGCUGAGAUUUUGAAUAUGGCAGCUUAGAUAUCUUUUUUUCCCUGAUCUUAGUUUCUCCCUCCACUUGAUUUUUUUUUUACUGUGCCCCCAAAAUGGAGAAUCAAGAGGUUUCUUGUGGUGAUGAUGAGCUGCCGUUGAACCACGUAGGAGAUGAGGAAGAUUUUAGAAGCUGUUGUGGUGAUGAAGAAGUCUGGUUAAAGGAGAGUGAUGAUACAGCUAAAGUAGCUGAUGAGGAGGAGAAUAAAGAUGAACUUGUGGAUGAGUUCUCUGUUAAGAUGUUCUUUAAAGGAGUUUCAUUAUCCGAAAGAGGAGAUUUGAGUUCUGGUUAUUCAGGAAUUGGUGUUGUGUUGGAGAGAUCAGGAGGUUCUGAGUUGUUUCAGGUCCAGAAGAAGCUGGACUUUUACGCUGAAGAGUCUGUAGCUAACUAUUUGGCUUUGAUAGAUGGUCUUACAGUAGCUUUACAGAACAAUCUCGGUUCUGUUGUUGCUGUAACCGACUCAGAGCUGCUCUAUAAUCAGAUAACUUGUGAGGAGAAUCUUGAAGUCCCUCUUCUGGUAGCUUUAAGAGAAAGGGUACUGGAGAAAACAAGUACUCUUGAUGGGUUUGUUCUAAAGCUUGCUCCUUUCUCUGAUCUUGACCAAGCUCUAAGCCUAGCUCAAGUAGCUGUAGGAAUUUGUAAUCUUGAUGUGGAUAAACCAGCUGAGAACUGCUCCAUCUGCUGCGAAGACCGUCUCUCCGAGAUGAUGCUGACACUAAAAUGCACUCACAAGUUCUGUUCUCAUUGCAUGAAAACAUACGUUGAAGGGAAAGUAAACUCUUCAGAAGUUCCCAUCAGGUGUCCUCAACUGCAAUGCAAGCAUCACCUCUCAUCCACCGAAUGCAAAACCUUUCUCCCCGUCACAUCUUUCACCUCAUUCGAGGAAGCUAAUCUGCGUAGCACCAACAACGGCAAGGUUUACUGCCCUUAUCCCAAUUGCUCCUUUCUGUUAGACCCGCGUGAAUGUCUAUCAAGUGCAAGUGCAAGCUCAAGCUCGUCUAGUAUGUCAGAGAAUAGCUGCUGUGUGAAGUGUCCACUCUGUGAGAGGUUUGUGUGCGUGGACUGUGGUGUUCCAUGGCACGAUUCUAUGAGCUGUGAAGAGUUUCAGAUUCUUCCGGUUGAUGAAAGAUAUCCAGAUGAUAUAACGUUGCAUCGGUUGGCUAGGUAUAAGAGGUGGAAACGGUGUCAGCAAUGCCGUAUAAUGAUUGAGCUUGCUCAAGGCUGCAACCACAUGACUUGUCGGUGCGGGCAUGAGUUUUGCUACUGUUGUGGAGCAGAGUACAGAGAAGGGCAACAGACUUGCACUUGCGCUUUUUGGGACGAUGAGGAAGAAGAUGAAGAAAACUCAGAGUCUGAAAACACAAUCCAAGAGCUUGAGCAAUGGCCUUGGGACACAUUCAGCGCAAUUCCUACUGUAAUGGACGCUUACUCUGAGCAAGAAAGGUCUCAGCUCGCUUUGAUCCAACGGUUCUUAGCAGGUGGAGGGUUUAGUCUCAGUGAUCACCAUACUUCUUAUCAGUCGCCACCACCGCCUCCUCCUCCAUGUACUACAGAGUCGUCGUAUGUUGAAGCAGCCAUGAAAGAUCUUCACCAGCUUCCUUGGCUUGAGAGGUUUGUGGCGGUUAUAAGUGAUGAUUACUAUGAAGAGUUUAAUAUCCAGUGAAGGUUUGGUUUUGGAAGAGGCUUAACGGGAGAGUCUCUCGCUCUCUGAAGAAAUUGUUGGGGUUUUAGAUUCUUGAUUGAACUCAAAAGAUGAACUGUGAUUGAAACUAUUUGCUUCAACUAUAUAUAUAUAAAAAAAGAACAUUUUAAGUGGUCCAUUUUAUCAAUCUACUUUUCAAUU
Molecule: messenger RNA, 2009 nt
Organism: Brassica rapa (field mustard)
Lineage: Eukaryota; Viridiplantae; Streptophyta; Magnoliopsida; Brassicales; Brassicaceae
Product: E3 ubiquitin-protein ligase arih1
Biological process (GO): protein ubiquitination
Molecular function (GO): zinc ion binding; ubiquitin-protein transferase activity; nucleic acid binding
Source: RefSeq, a predicted model, not a curated record